AUGGCGGCCGCAGAUAUGCAGGAGUAUGACCUCCUGAUUAUCGCGGACGCGACCGCGUCCAUGUCCAACUAUCUCAACUCGCUCAACACUUCGCUUCCUCAAAUAAUCUCAGUGUCUGCGCUCACAGACUGUUUUUCACGUAUUGGACUUCUUGCGUAUCGCGAUUAUGGGGACAAAGAUCUACUUGAAUGGUCUGGGUGGCUGCAUCAGAAUGCAACAGAAGCCACUGACCAGGAGCCUGACCUUGUCAACCUCGCGAGAGGACUGGAUGCUGAAGGUGGCGGAGACUAUCCGGAGGCUGUCAAGACUGCCCUCGCCAAGGCACACGAGGUGAUGCGAUCCGAUGCUACGACUAUCAUUCUGCUUUAUACCGAUGCGCCUCCGCAUAUGGAUGAUCCUGCUGCGAUUCCGAGCAAGAAUGCGGAGUCAGAAAGACAGUCUUUAUCUCAGAAAAAAUCCUAUUCCGGCAGCGGACCUAUCUUCUUGAAUUGGAUCGCUGGAUCUAAUGCUCUACGCAGUGGACCGAAACACGCCCAGGUUUUCGCGAUUCUCCAGUCGGGCAUGCGGCAAUACCAUGCCGCAUACUACAACUUCCUGGCCACUUUAACAGGCGGUGCUUGUGUUCAUCUCAAUGACAAUCGGCCUGCAAGUAUCUCCAAGGUGACUGUUGACAUUCUUUUGAACUGGAUGGGCGUGGAGAAAGCCCCGGUCUCAGGAGCCAGCAAGGAGUUGGGCUCGGAGACAGUCUCUGCGGAGCUGUCGCGCUACAUCUCUAUCAACGGUAUCAAACAAAUUUGCCGCGAGUAUGAACAUGGUGCAAAUUCUUUUUUUGCAUUUUUUCCAUGUACGGCUUUGUCCGACAAUCUCACCAGCACUGGAAUGACAGUCGAGGCCAUGAAAAAGUACCUUCCAAAGAAGGAAAUCCCAGUCAUGAAUUUUGCAGAGCGGUGGAAAACAGAUGCACAAUACAAGGACCGAGCAGUUAAGCAGCUGAUUAUCAUAAUCCGAGAAGAUGUCCGAGCUAUAGCACUCAAUCCAGUGUUCGGAACUAUGUGGAGAGCAUUGUGCAGCGACAGAACCUACCCUCAACGCGAUGAGAUUGUCCUUGAAUUCAGUCAACAUGUUGACAAAAUUCAAAAUUCAGAGGACCGGGCUCAAAUGAAGACGUGGCUUGAGAAUUCUUACGACUACACGGAAGAAGUCUUAGCUAUCAUCAACGCUGUUGAUGAAUCGGAACAGUUUCCUUGCGUGUUUCUGGAUCCGACACUACAAUUCGCCAGUACUAGCGAAGAUGGGGAUGAACCAAUCUCAGCAUUGACAAGAGCUGACCUGCUCGAAAUUGGUCGAUCCUGCAACGCUCCUAUUCUGCGUCGUGUCGGUCGCGUUCUUACCCAACUGACAUUUGUUAGAUCCGCGAGCGAGAUGCCGGAACAUAUUGCAGCUGCAUCCGCAGAGCAGGUGCCAAGAAUUCCACUGGCUCUGGCUUCAGAGAAAUAUGGUCGUCAGUUUUGGAAGAUGCUUUUCCACCUCAUUGUCCCGGGUACCAGGCUAUCGGGUCGUCCGGCUGCGCUCGUCGCCGCCCUAAGUAUACGGAUGGGGGUCACUCACUUCACUGACAUCGCUGCAAGCGAGAUGCUUGUGUUCAAGGACAGGUGGAACGAUAUCUCUGUGCCCGAGAACUGGAAUGUGGGCUGUUUGACCCUCCUCAUGGAUGCCGACGAAGGAUACAAUUCAUGGCAAGCGGACUCAGCCUCAAUGCUGCAAGACCAGGAGUCGCUUAAGGAGCCUGUUCGGCUUUUGAAGAAAACCGAUCGAAAGCUUUUUGAGCAACUGGUUGCCUUCAAGAUCUUGGAACUUAAUCUCGACACUCCAUUAACGGCCCAUGUUCCAUGGACGCCACAGAAGUCAAGUGCGCCCAUCGGACCUUUGGCUACAUGUCGAUCUUGUCAAUACAUUCGAUCUGUCACAGUCAUGGGAAAUAAUAGCAAGUGCGGUAUUUGCCUGGCUACAGACUAUGCUACCCAGAAAGAUAAGGAAAAACACAUAUCCGCUGGUGUCUCCCGGGAUGUCGAAUGUGCCUCUGAAGCAACAUGGGUCGAAUGUGGUAUUGGCUCUUGCAGGGCACAGUACAUUGUGUACAAUGUCGAUGCACUAAAUGUCCGAGCAAAGUGCCACUAUUGCAGGACCCAACAAGGCACCGCACCUGUCGUCGCAUGCAAGAAGUGCUCUAACCGAAUGAUUUGGCCUAAAGCAUACAGACCUUCUUCGUUUCACGAAUCCGAGUUCAUCUGCCCUCCCUGUACAUCAGGCCAUAACACAAUUACAGGCUUGGAAACGACUGCACGGGAAAUCUCCACGGAAAACACUUUCUCCUGGCUUAUUGAGGAUGCCCAGAAUGCUGUCGCGGAGCUGUUCAAGAACCAUUCGCUAUUCUCCACGGCCUCUAAUGUAGGAACUACAAGUUUCCUUUCCCGGAUAAAGCUCUUCCCAUCCCGCAAGGAGGUUCUCACUCACCGAGGAAAGCGCAUCCAUAACGCAGACGAGUUGGCAUCCACUAUACAUGAUAUGGUCAUUGGGCGCAAGACAAGCCAGAUUGACUGUUCGCUAUGUUUCUCAACAUUCCACCCCGGUACACUGAACCCCGCUUGUGGCCGGCGCGGGUGCAUUCAGCGAAUUUGCACCACCUGCUUAUCAGGAUGGUAUGGCCAGAAUGCACCUGGCUCUGUCAUCAACACCGCUGCUCUUGCAUGUCCGUUCUGCCGCCGAUACCCCACGCCUCGCACGCUCGCCAAGUAUGGAAUGGGCAUCCAGGGGGUCAGAGGACUGGCUGAUGCGCUACGCGACAAGGGCAUUUCAAUCUAUGCCUGGUGUCAGGAAUGUGCCUCCGCUAAGGAGUAUAUGCAGCGGACCUGCGCGAGAGGGACGCCCCAACUAGCCAACUGGUCAUGCUAUGAAUGUGUACAAGAGCUCGAACGCCAGCGACUGGCGGAAGAGCGACGCACAGCAGAAGAAUUACUCACCAUCGCGCGCUUGGAGAGGAAUAUGCAUCUGACCGAAGAAGCAGAGCGUCAGCGAGAUUUGGCCAACCAGAAGGAGGAAGAGCGCAGGAUGCGAAAUCUUGCGCCAUGCCCGCGCUGCAAAGCCAUUACUGAGAAGAUUUCUGGAUGUGGCCAUAUGAGCUGUCCCAUCUGCGGCACAGAAUGGUGCUUUUUCUGCGUCAAAGAGAUUCCGGACGAUAUAUAUGAUCAUAUGGCUCGAAAGCACGGGGGUAUAUUUCAAGAAGGUUUUGAGAGGGAAGUCGUGCCCCAGAGGGUCCAGAGGAUGAUGGAAGAUGACGGUCAGAAGAAAAGGAAUUACGAAGAUACCGGUUGA
Molecule: messenger RNA, 3372 nt
Organism: Penicillium riverlandense
Lineage: Eukaryota; Fungi; Ascomycota; Eurotiomycetes; Eurotiales; Aspergillaceae
Exons: 1
Coding region: 1-3372 (1123 amino acids)
Molecular function (GO): zinc ion binding
Source: RefSeq, a predicted model, not a curated record